Molecule: messenger RNA, 1377 nt
Organism: Xylaria bambusicola
Lineage: Eukaryota; Fungi; Ascomycota; Sordariomycetes; Xylariales; Xylariaceae
Product: NAD binding domain of 6-phosphogluconate dehydrogenase-domain-containing protein
Exons: 3
Coding region: 381-1307 (308 amino acids)
Molecular function (GO): NADP binding; NAD binding; oxidoreductase activity, acting on the CH-OH group of donors, NAD or NADP as acceptor
Source: RefSeq, a predicted model, not a curated record
GAUCUUUUGAACGUUCGAGGGGCUAACAAAGUCCGACAUAGGAGUUAACGAAGCGGUUGUCAAAGGGAUUCAUUCAAGGGCAUUAACAAUUUAAUUGAUAUCCAGGGAAAAAGAGAUAGAUAGACUUUGACUAAUUUGACUGAUUUAUUACUUAAGCGGCUUGAAUCUAGGGCGAUUGUUGCUCCCGGCCCCUCUCCGCUCAAUAUCCAGUGUAGACGGACGUCAUUAUUUAUAGACUUAUAGUUGCCCCUUGUGCUUAUCUCGGCAGCUUCGAACGGCAUUUCUAAUUCUCUGUUUCUAGACAACAUCAUUUAUAUAUUCUUGAGCGAGAGUGAAUCCAAAAUAUUGAUUGAAUUGAGACAUAGAAACAAUCCGUCAUCAUGGCUCCUCAAUUAUUCUGGAUCGGCCUUGGGAAUAUGGGCAGAGGCAUGUGUAAGAAUCUAGUUGAGAAAGGAAAUUUAGAAAAACCUCUGAUUCUCUACAACCGGACCAAGAAGCGAGCAGAAGAUCUAGCGGCAACCCUGCCGGCAGGCAAGACCGAGGUUGUCGACACCAUCGAGGAGGGCGUGAAGAAGGCAGACAUCAUCUUUACUAUCGUCAGCAACGACGCAGCUGUGAAGGAAGCCGUCGACUCCAUCCUCCAAUCCGAUGUCAAGGGCAAGCUGAUCGUCGAAUGCUCCACAAUUCACCCCGACUCGACGAAGCAGAUUGCUGAAACCGUGUUGGCAAAGGGUGCCGAGUUCAUCGCCUCACCUGUAUUUGGCGCUCCUGCUGCUGCUGAUGCAGGUGCACUCAUCUUUGUCCCCGCCGGUCCAAAGUCAUCAAUAGAAAAACUCCGCCCAUUCAUAAAGGGCGUAAUGGGGCGAUCCGAGAUCCCCUUCGAGGACAAGCCAUACGAGGCGGCGCUGAAGAUGAAGCUCAUCGGCAACACCUUCGUCCUCAACAUGGUGACGAUCCUCGGCGAAUCGCUAACGCUAGGCGAGAAGUGCGGCGUCGGCGUCGACCCGGUCCGGGCCUUCGUUGACGACAUCUUCGGCGGCGUGUACAGCGCCUACACGCAGCGCAUGGUCGAGGGCGUCUACUGGAAGAUGGAGGAGCCGCUGUUCUCAGCGGAUAAUGCGCGCAAGGACGCCGGCCACGCUUUGAACUUGGCUAAGAGCGUUGGCGUGGAUCUCAAGCUUUUACCGCAUUCUGAUGAGUAUCUUAAGAUUGCUGCUGAGCAUGCUGGAGGUGACAAGGCGGACUUGGCUGGUGUCUACGGAGCUGUGAGGAAGCAGACUGGGUUGAAGUAUGAGAAUGACGCUUAAGGGAUUAAUUCAACAGGAGCAUACUAGAUAUAUCAUAUCCUAGAAGCUAUAGAUGUAUAUAUCACACAAU